Messenger RNA from Laccaria bicolor S238N-H82, 3066 nucleotides. RefSeq lists its product as uncharacterized. Lineage: Eukaryota; Fungi; Basidiomycota; Agaricomycetes; Agaricales; Hydnangiaceae. The transcript has 28 exons. The record is from RefSeq and is a predicted model, not a curated record. Bases 1 to 3066 code for a protein of 1021 amino acids.
AUGUUUGCGUUCACUACCGCCAUAGGUCCAAACGUUGCCUUCUUCGCCGUGAACGCGGAAUUUCAGCAAGACGACGUACGCUUUUCAACGAUAUUCUCUCAUAUUACAGCCAAAGAACGCAACCUGGGGUCUCACUACCUCGUUCAAGAGGAGCCGAAGGGCAUCAAGGGGAGGCUAGUGGAUUUACGAAACCUUGGGGAUGGCUCUUACCGAGAUUGUCUUGGCUCCUUCCUGGAUUUUCACCCAACACGACCCAACACGUACGCUCUUUUUCCUUGGGUUGGUGAACGAGUGCUGGCACCUGGAACAUCAACUGGUAGCACUGCAACGACAUUCGCGGGCAUGAACCACGUCGACGCGCAUCUUCAUGACAACUUGGGAUUAUUGUCCUCCAGCAGUACAGCCAAAGAACGCAACCUGGGGUCUCACUACCUCGUUCAAGAGAAGCCGAAGGGCAUCAAGGGGAGGCUAGUGGAUUUACGAAACCUUGGGGAUGGCUCUUACCGAGAUUGUCACUAUUGCUAUUCUGUGGAAGAGUGCGGGGAGCCUCUCACGACUGUGAUGAAUGUCAACCCUUUACUACAGCGGAUGCGAAGUUCCCUCGGCACAGGGAAUCACCCGUUUCGCGGAACGUCCGAGCUGGGGCCUACAUCUUGCAGAAUCCCUCAGGGAAAGGUCGACAUGAGCCUCGUCAUCUACAAUCGAUGCUCGUCUUUUGAGAAAUGCCAACGCCAACGCGACUCAUCUCGUCGCGAAGCGCAUUCUCCAUUUCGAUGCCUCGGAGGAACGGGAACGGGGCGACCUCACAAUACGUUCAACCGGUUUGCUUUGAAAGUCUUGGCUCCCAUCUGGAUUUUCACCCAACACGACCCAACACGCACGCUCUUUUUUACUGGCACUGCAACGACAUUUGCGGGCGUGAACCAUGUCGACGCGCAUUUUCAUGACAACUUGGGAUUAUUGUCCUCCAGAAGCACGUUCGCAACCGGGGCUUCGAUUUCAUAUCUAGGGGUGGCACCGCACAAAUUUCUAACAUGCCCUUACAAAGUUGUGGAGACCGGAGGAGGAGCACACAUGGCUCCGCAGCUCGACACUAUUUCUUUCAAAUGUGACCCGCUCCUCUCCCCGCAACGUAGCCUGGCCAACAGUGAUACCGUCACAUCCUCUGACAGUCACACCGAGCGCCUUAUCAGACAAACGAGGCUAAAAUUUCUAUUUCAGUCAGUCUUCACCCAUGCCUGCCGUGUAAAGCGUGUUCCGAGCGCUAAACACCUCCCUUUCAUUAAAACCACCAUGUCUACCGCGAAGGGUAGCUCAACGGGAAGCCCCAGCAUUGAGAUUACAGAAAUCUGCGUUGAAUCCCAGCACAUCCUCAAAUCGAUCCAACUUUCGAUUGGAUCGUUCGAGCGGGAAUCACCUUGUCUCCUGAAUGCAACGACCCACAACUUUGAGUUGUCAUCCCCCUGUCAACUUUCGCCUUCAGAGUCCCUCUAUCUGCAAGUCCGAUUCCGCGGAUUGUUUCGUGCUGCGUCGAAGAGCAAGAUACCUCUUGAUGAACUGCUAAAAUGGUCAAAAUCAUUUGACAAGUUCGAUGUCGUCCUGAAGUUUAGCCGAUACGCAGGGGUGCUAUCGAUCUUAGAAUGCUUUAACCAAGGCAGAACCUCCGACGAGGGCAACCUACAACCCACAACGGAUGAGUUAUUCAAGUUGGUCGAACGGUUCCGAGUCCUGGUCAUCGGCAAAGUAGCUCUCUUAUACCUCUAUUCUCAGGUAUUAGCUCACAGUUUGUUUUUACAGAGUGGUGUAGGGAAAUCUUCCCUUAUCAACGAAUGCUUCGGCGUCAAGGAUGCUACCGUGGCUCAUUCAGAAGCUGGCGUGUCGGAUAUCAAUGCUGAGAUUAUAGCCAGCGAAAACAGAAGAUUUGUUCUGCACGACAGUCAGGGGUUCGAGCAUGGAGAGGGUGAAAACUUUCAGAAAGUGGUCGAUUUUUUGAAAGCUCGUUCUUGGUGUUCUCUGAUCAACGAUGGCUCACUGUUUGAUUUAGUUCCUGUGAUCACCGUUUUUACCAAAUAUGAUAAGUUGGUAGAGCAGGUUGAAUAUGGUAACAAUCUAGAGUUCCACAAACGCAACAAACAUUUGGAUCGGGAAACCCGAAAUGCACGUCUUGCUGAGGAGACAGCAGCACAGUUCCAAGAAUUGUGUGUUGGUCCCUUCGAAAAGGUCGUCGGCAUAGACAUUCCGCACAUUGCCGUCUCAACCAAUGAAGAAUACAAGGAUACCAGAAAGAUGUUGAAUGAGCUUGUCCGUCUCACUGCUGACUGUGUUAAAAACACCCUGGCAGUUGACGUUGCCGAAGAUGUUGCGCUGGUCUCCGCCAUCGCCCAACGCGUGAAUCCAGCUGUAAAGAUCGAUGCGGUGAUUGCGGUUGGGAAGAAGCGUAUGAAUCUUUCGGUUCUACAUACUGAUAUCGUUGAAGUGUGGAACAUUCAAGAUGGUUGCGGGUAUCUGGAAAGCAAGGAACUGAAAAAGCUAAUGAUCGAACUUGUUGGGAAUCAAUAUGACGAGCUGUCAGAUCCCAACACCAUAUUUCCCCGUGCUUAUUCACUGCUUGGUGGCUUGACUGCGUUAAUUGGGGGUUUAACUUCACCUGCUGCUCCCAUUGUGAUUCCUAUUGUUGCGUCUCUCUUUCUGGCAAAAUGGAUUUUCGAUGUGUACAAGCAAUCGGGACUCAUGCUGCAACGUUUAAUGGCAUACAUCGUUGACUUCACAAUUAUUAUGCAAAUAAUUUUUGGCCUCCUGGUGAAUGCCCGUCUACACCUUUCCCGCCGCUUGAUCAAGCUCGCCUUUAAGGCCUACAGCAUUUCAGACGAAAGGAGCAAAGUUCACAAGGAGAUUAAGGAACAUGUGAAGCUGGCAGGCCGCCUUGACCGGGAUGCAGCUCUAGCGAAGAUCAUCCAAUUGAUCAAGGAGUAUCAGAUGAAACCCGAGAGUAUGGAGAAGCUACAAAGUGCAGUUAAGGCCUUCGAGAACAAUGAGGACGAGGAUUGGGGCGUAGGCAAAGCGUGA